This is a messenger RNA of Podarcis lilfordi (Lilford's wall lizard), 10065 nucleotides long. The record is from the annotation of a GenBank genome assembly. NCBI's taxonomy places the organism in Eukaryota, Metazoa, Chordata, Lepidosauria, Squamata, Lacertidae.
AUGGCCCUUCCUAAAUCGUUCUUCGCUCCGAGGGCUCUGGGACCUGCCUCUCGGUCGCCCGCAACUCUGGCUCUCCUGCUCCUGCUCCUCGCCUGUGAGAGCCCCGAGACGGAGGGGUGCAUCCACUGCGGACUCCAUUCCAAGAACCUGAAGACCCGCUUUGCCUACCUCUGCGCCCAAUACCGAGAGCGUUACCGCCAGGCAAACUGUACCGGUUAUCCCUGGGGCAGAGAGUCCUCCCUGGGCUUGGCCUUAGGUAGAGAAAACGGGGCUCUUUGGGGAUGUCUGGAAAGGGACAGGAUUUAUUAUUAUUUAAUGGCAAUGAUUAGAACAUCACUGUUAUUAUUUCUGUACACAUUGAUGGAACGUCACUGUUAGUAUUUCUGUCUGCAUCGUGCAACAUCACUAUUAUUAGUUUGGUAUGCGUGACCGGAAUGCCACUGUUAUUAUUUCUGUAUGCAUCCCAUUAGCAUAGUCGCUCAGAUCAAUAUUAUUAGCGGUAAUAAUAACAAUAUAUUCUUAUGGGUGGCAACAGGGGUGGGGCUCCCUCUAUAUUUCCCUGUGGGCUAUCUCUUUGGGGGGCAGGUGUCCACAUGCUGGUGGUGGGUGGAGCCAGAGGGGGAAAGGGGGCAGAGCAAGAGAUAAUAGUAAUAAUAAUAAUAAUAAUAAUAAUAAUAAUAAUAAUAACAAGAAGAAGAAGAAGAAGAAGAAGAAGAAGAAUUUCUAGGUUUCUACCUGCACACAAUCACUUGUAUAUAAUGCUGGAAGGUUCAGGACAAACAAAUGUGCUUCUCCCUUCAUAGCUGACCUGUGGAACUCAAUCCCACAAGAAGUAGAGAGAGCUGUUAAAAAUUAGACAAACUAAGGGGAGAUAUCACCACAGUUCUUCGGACGGUUUGCGUUUUUCAGAAUCCACUGAAGUACUUUCAUAAGCUCGUUAUUCCUCGGAGCUGGACCUCAGUGUCUGGGCUGAACGAUGGGGGUGGAGACGCUCCUUCAGGUCUACUGGGCUGUUGAGGCCAUUUAGGGCUAUCAAGGUCAGCACCAACACUUUGAAUUGUGCUCGGAAAUGUCCUGGGAGCCAAUGGAGGACUUUCAGGACCGGUGUUCUGUGGUCUCGGCGGCCGCUCCCAGUCACCAGUCUGGCUGCUGCAUUCUGGAUUAAUUGCAUUUUCCGGGUCACCUUCAAAGGUAGCCCCAAGUAGAGCGCAUGGCAGUAGUCCAAGCGAGAGAUAACCGGAGCAUGCGCCACUCUGGAGGGUGCCAGGUUGGGGGUGGCAGGUGUUGCAGACCACCGUGGCUCACGCAAGGUUCCCCUUUCUUCCCUCCCACCUGCAGAUGACAUGUCCUUGGAUCUCUUGCUGGAAAAAACGCACCGAGUCUUCCGGGUUAUAGGUAAGGAGCAGUUUGGAUUGUGCAGAUUUCAGGGGGUGGCGCUUCCUUGGGACGAUGGGCGUAAAAUGAAGGAAGGGGUGUGUGUGAAAACUCUUGCUUUUGCAUCAGUCUAAAGAAGCUGCUGGUGGUGGCAGAAGUGGGAUUAUCAUUCUCUCAUCCCUUCUCCCCGCCAGAAAUAAACCAGAGCCUCACUGACUUCCCAAAAUUUUGGAACUGGCUUCAUGAAGUUAAGAUACCAGAGCAGAGCAGAGAAGGUACGAGAAAGGAUGUUCAGUCUGUAUUUGAAAAGUAAUUGUGAUGAUCAAAUUACGUUUGUAGGUUUGCAAGAAGUUUUGUGAGGUGAAUUAUUGGAACUAUUGCAAAAAUGAAUAAAGGGGAGGAUGGUUAGUUAAGAUAAAUAAAGGCAAUAUGAAUUUAAGAAAUGCACAAGAAGUGAUAAAAACGGUGGAUCAUCAGAGUCCAAAAAAGAUUGUAUAAGUGGUGAAGUUCUGUGGUAUGCAUUAUAAUUUACAUGUUAAAAUUAAUAAAAAAUAUUUAUUAAAAAAAGAGAGAAAGGAUGUUCAGUCUGAAACCCAGUCUGUAUUGGGACUGGCUCUGAAAUUGUUUAAAUACAUCUCAGUCACAGAACGUGCUGGAAAAACAGAGGUUGCUUCUGGGCAUGUGCAAAGUGUGUUUUCCCUCAAAUGCGGGGUUUCGCUUAUGCUCACGUGCGCGACAUCAGGACGUCAAAAUAUCACACGCAUAAAUAAUAAGUAAAUAAAUGUUUAUUUAUACCCCUCCCUCACCGGCAGGGCAGGGCUCACAGCGGCUAACACCAAAUAUGAAUUACAAUAAAACGUAAUUGAAAAACAAUAACAACCACCACCACCAGUUAAUUAAAAUAUGGCUUAAAAUGCAGCUUAAAAUGCAGCCUCAUUUUAGUAGUAGCCCAUAAAUCAAGACCAUAAAGGGAGGAAACAUCGGAUAUUCACCUGAGCCAGCUAUCCAUGCUGGUCCUACGUGGGUCAGCAAAAAAGCCAGGGGAAAAUUUAUAUACCAAAUCCCAUAUAAGGGGUCAGAGUGAGUCCAAGCUGAAGGCCAGGCGGAACAGCUCUGUCUUGCAGGCCCUGCGGAAAGAUGUCAAGUCCCACAGGGCCCUGGUCUCUUGGGGCAGAGCGUUCCACCAAGUCGGGGCCAGUACGGAAAAGGCCCUGGCCCUAGCUGAGACCAAUCUAACCACCUUGCGACCUGGGACCUCCAAACUGUUGUCAUUUGUGGACCUUAAGGUCCUCCGCGGGGCAGACCAGGAGAGGCGGUCCCGUAGGUACGUGGGUCCUGGGCUUUAAAGGUCAAAACCAGCACCUUAAAUGUGGGGUUUCGCUUAUGCUCGCGUGCGCGACACCAGGACGUCACAAUAUCACACGCAUGACAUUGACCCCCGCAAUGCCCCACGCAAUCUAGCCCCUAACCGUUCCCCUAUGAAAAACUUCACCGCACCCCACUGCUGCAGCCCAGUUGCUGAAAGGAGGGAGGCUUUGUUGCCAUAUCGCACCUCUGCUCAGAGAUUUCCCAAUUUGGUACGGGGUGUUGCUCUCAGUAUCUAAAGCCCUUAACAAAAUGGGACCCGGUUCACCUGUGAGAUCGCCUCGCCCCAUAAACGCCCCACUUGACCGCUUGGAUUGGCAGGACUUUCGCUGUUUCCACACGCUACCCGUUCUGCCUUGCUAGGAACUGGAUCUUUUGAUGUGGCAGCGCCGACACCUUUGGAACUCCCUGCCACUUGACACCAGGCAGGAGUACCUUCAGCAGUACUCCUCUUGGCGCCUGCUAAAACCACUGUCACUUAGACAAGCCUGCUCAGACAUGUAGAAUGUGGGUGUAGAAUUUUAUGUUUCAAUGUGCUCUUUAGUUUAUUGCCGGUUUUUUGGUUGGUUUUUAAAAAACUGUUUUCGCUGGUAUUUCAUUGUUUUGUUCUCUUUGCAUCCUGAUUUGAGGGCAUUUUUUUAAAAAAGUGGUGUGUAGAUUUUAUGAAAUGAAUAAAUGAAUGAAUCAUAAUCUCACUCAUCUGGGACGAGAGGGAAGAGGGUAAUUUUUCCUCUCAGAAUUUGCCCCCUAGGGCACAGGAGAAAUGAUCUGAAUCAGGCGUGUGGGUGACUAGAAACAGCACUCCAGAAACCUCCAGGGUCCUAUCCUGACCUCACAACAUAGCUGUCAACCGUCCCUUCUUUGGCGGGACAGUCCCUUAUCCCAGCGCUGUGUCCCGCUGCUGUCCCUUAUUGAUGAUGUCCCUUAAAUUUCCCGGGUUUCAAAGGAAGCAGCUCCUCUCCCUCCCUCCCUGCCGGCCAGGGAGGAGGGAGGCUCCAACUGGGUUGCUUGGCUGCGUUGCUCACCCAAUAAGGAGCCUGAGAAUGACUGGGGGUGGAGCUUGCAUGCCUUGUGCCGAUCAAAUCGGCCGCAUUGCCUGGGGACUCGCCUUUGCUCAGCGCUUCCCAGCGGAGAGGGGGCGGUGGUUUUCCUUGCUGCAUCCCCUUUGCUGGGUUGCUGCGCUGUGGGAACCACCGCUUGAGGCUUCGUUUGGCUGCUGGCUGGGCUUUCUGCCUUUGGCUCGGAGGGGCUCAGAAGUCGAACACACCCGUGCUUGGAAAAUCCCUUAUUUUGGCUGCUGAUCCCUUAUUUUCAAGGCUGCUGAUCCCUUAUUUUCAAAUCUGUAAGUUGACAGCUAUGCCUCACAAUUUCCAAGGCAGGGACCAGCCCCAGUCCCUGAUAGCUGCUGGAAAAACUAGCUUGCUAGAUGACUGAGUGUCUUGCAAUAAACCUCUUUUCUCUUUUCUCUUCCAGCGCUGUGCCCUCCAGCUUGCCGUAAGUUCCGGGGACGGGAUAACAGAACGCGAAAUACUGGGAUCAAGAGCCCCACCUUUAUAAAAGAUGGGGAAACACCCCCUCCCUUAUUACAUCCCUUCUCAGUGGUGGCUCCGACCUGGUGGAAUGCUGUGUUUCAGGAGACCAGGGCCCUGCAGGAUUUAACCUCCCUCCGCUGGGCCUGUAAGACAGAGCUAUUCCGCCUGGCCUUUAAUUUGAAUUCAGCCUGAUCUUUUAUUCCCCUUCCUCCCCUCCCCUUUUAUGAAGAUCACCUGCUCUGAGACCCCACAGCUAAUUCUCCCCUUGUCUCCUCGCUGGCCCAAGUAGGACUAAUUUAGCGAGCUAGCCCUGGGGAUUAUCUAAUUGAUUUUUGAUUUUUGUUAUUGUUAUUCGUGUUUUUAUACUGUAUUUUAUGCUGCUUUUAUAAUUAAGUGUUUUAAAGUGUUUUAAAUUUGUUGUUAGCCGUUCUGGUUUUUGAACCAGGAAGGGCGGGGUAUAAAUAAUAAUAAUAAUAAUAAUAAUAAUAAUUAAUAAUAAUAAUAAUAAUAAUAAUAAUAAUUACAUUGCCCGCCUACCCACCCCUGGCUACAUCCAUAGAAUUGUAGAGUUGGAAGGGACCCAGGGGUCAUCUAUUCCAACCCCCUGCAAUUCAGGAAUCUCAGCUAAAACAUCCCUGACAGAUGUCCACAUUGCUUAAAAGAAUUUUGGUCUAUUACUCAAUUAUCUGUGGAAAUAUCACUAUAGCCCGUGCAUGGGGUCAAGAUUAACAUUAAUAAUAAUAACUAAUAAUAAUAAUAAUAAUAAUUGUGCCUUGGGUCGUUAAGCAAUUACAGUGGUCACCUUGGUUCUCAAACUUAAUCCAUUCUGGAAGUCCGUUCCAAAACCAAAGCGUUCCAAAACCGAGGUGCGCUUUCCCAUAGAAAGUAAUGCAAAAUGGAUUAAUCAGUUCCAGACUUUAUAAAGCAACUCCUAAAACAGCAAUUUAACGUGAAUUUUACUGUCUGACGAAACCAUGGAUCCAUAAAAUGAAAGCAAUAAACAAUGUACAGUGGUACCUCGGGUUAAGUACUUAAUUUGUUCCGGAGGUCCAUUCUUAACCUGAAACUGUUCUUAACCUGAAGCACCACUUUAGCCAAUGGGGCCUCCUGCUGCUGCCCUGCCGCCGGAGCACGAUUUCUGUUCUUAUCCUGAAGCAAAGUUCUUAACCUGAAGCACUAUUUCUGGGUUAGCGGAGUCUGUAAUCUGAAGCGUAUGUAACCUGAAGUGUAUGUAACCCGAGGAACCACUGCACUGCAGACACACACAAUCAAUCAAUCAAUCAAUCAAUCAAUCAAUCAGUAGCUGAACUGGGUUCCACACAGUCACAAAAACAAAACAAAAAGCCACAAAAACGCAAAAUAAAUAGCAAAAACAGACAGAUCUCAGCGUAACACUCAAAACGGAAGCGUGGCACUCAAAACGGAGCACGUUUGGCUUCUGAAAAAAGUUCGCAAACCGGAACACUUACUUCCGGGUUUGCAGUGUUUGAGUUCCAAGUUGUUUGAGUACCAAGGCGUUUCAGAACCAAGGGACCACUGUAGUUAGUUAGAUGAAUCAAUUUAAAACUGUUAGCAGCCACCGGGAAUAGCAUCCCGGUUAUUUGGGUGACGUGGUUUUUAAAAAUUGAGUGUUGUUUUUUAAGCAUGUAUUUAAAACCCCAGGCAAGAACUGCAGCCUCUCUGAGCCACGAUUCCUGUAUUGGAGAAUUGCUGCUGCCAACCUGUGUCAACAGCACUAAGCUAGGUGGAACAAGGUUUUCCGAUUCAGCAUAAGGUGGCUGCCGUCUGGGCUCCUGCAGUGCACCCCGAAGUCCAGGAGGGCGCCUGGUUGGGGAAGUCUGAUCUGCUCCCACUGGGAGUGGCUCUCACAAAAGGCACUUCUCAUCUCCUGAUCCUUUGAAUCAAAGAUGCUGCCGGCCAGGGACUGAACCAUAGCUGUCAACCGUCCCUUAUUUGGCGGGAAAGUCCCUUAUCCCAGCGCCGUGUCCUGCUGCUGUCCCUUAUUGAUGAUGUCCCUUAAAUUUCCCGGGUUUCAACAAGGGAUAGCAGCGGGACACGGUGCUGGGAUAAGGGAGUUUCCCGCCAAAUAAGGGACGGUUGAUAGCUAUGGUCCUUCCCCUCCGUCAGAGGAGGUGCGGGGUUCUGAGGCCUCUGCCCCACACCCUCACCUGACCCCCCUUCUCAUUUCCAGAGGGAUCAGCCUUAGUGUGGAACUGUACCACUUGCCGGAGAGUUGAGCUGCGCUGCUGGGAUAUGAAGACCUGUUACCCAGGUGAGGAGCUUCUCUCUCCUUUGCUGUAAUAAUAAUAAUAAUAAUAAUAAAAAUAAAAAUAAUAAUACCCCGCCCAUCUGGCUGUGUUUCCCCAGCCACUCUGGGCAGUCCCCAACAGAACACUAAAAACAGAAUAAAACUUCAAAGAUUAAAAAGCCCCCUGUCUCUUAUGCAAACCCUUUGGGUGUGCAAUUCCCACCCCUCCUUGGCCAGUCCUUGCCCCCCUCCCUCCCUCCCCUUUUAUCUUCCAGGGUCCACCCUACUUGCCAAGGCCUUUGGCAGACCUUCCACGCGUCCCAAUUUCCCAGGGAUUGACAGACGCCAUCCUGGUUUCUGGUUUGAUCCAUGUAUGUCCCGCUUUUCCUUAGAACCGGGCACAGGGCCUUCUCGGUGGUGGCGCCCGCCCUGUGGAACACCCUCCCUUCAGAUGCCAAGGAAAUAAACAACUACCUGACAUUCAGAAGACAUCUGAAGGCAGCCCUGUUUAGGGAAGCUUUUAGUGUUUGAUGUUUUAUAAAUUAUUAUUAUUAUUAUUAUUAUUGGGAGCCACCCAAGACCUUCCUGGGGCUCUUCCAAGCACCCCUUCUUCUCUUUGCCCGCCUCACCCCCUGGCAUUCGCUCGCCCAUUUCUCUCUCACUUUCUCCCCACAGAGGGCGGAGGUCUGGAAAAAAUCACCCGGUUAAUCUGCUCCAUCUCUGGGUCCUGCCUUUUUCUGGGCAUCGUCUCUUGCGCUCUCGAGUAAGUGGGGCGCCCCAUGGAGGGGAAGGGGCAAAGGGGGAGGGGCAUUGCUGAUAAGAGGACCUCAAUUAAUGGGAUAAUGGACAAUACUGCGGUGCCUUGGUUCUCGAACUUAAUCCGUUCCCGAACUCCGUUCCAAAACUGCCCUGUGGAACUCCCUCCCACCAGAUGUCAAGGAAAUAAACAACCACCUGACUUUUAGAAGACAUCUGAAGGCAGCCCUGUUUAGGGAAGCUUUUAAUGUUUGAUGCAUUACUGUAUUUUAAUAUUUUGUUGGAAGCCUCGCAGAGUGGCUGGGGAAGCCCAGCUAGAUGGGCGGGGUAUAAAUAAAUUAUUAUUAUUAUUAUUAUUAUUAUUAUUAUUUCAAAAACCAAGAUACAGCUUCUGAUUUGUGCAGGCGCCCCAGAAAUAAUAGCCAACAGCCGCAUUGGGUGCUUGGCUUCUGAAAAACGUUUGAAAACCAGAACACUUAACUUCUGGGUUUUUUAUUCACUACUGCAUUUCUGUCCUGCCUUUCCUCCAAAGAACAUGAUCCACUUUUGACCCUCACAACAUCCUGGGAGCCAAUGGAGGUCUUUCAGGACUGGUGUUAUGUGGUCUCCCAGUCCUCAGUCUAGCUGCCGCAUUCUGGAUUAGUUGCAGUUUCCGGGUCACCUUCAAAGGUAGCCCCACAUAGAGCGCAUUGCUGUAGUCCAAGCGGGAGAUAACUAGAGCAUACGCCACUCUGGUGAGAAAGUCCGCGGGCAGGGAGGGUGCCAAAAAGGUAUUGUCACGGUGGAGGAGAGAGGUCUGCCGGCGGUUAUGGCUCACGAUGGCUCUACAGAAUCCACAUGUUCUAUAGAACCUCCAUUCUCAGUGGCAGUCUAUCUUUGAAGACCAGCUUCCUGGGGAGAGGGAGCGGGAGAGGCCUGGCGCUCACACGCCUUGCUUGCCAGACCUCCACAGGCCGGCAAGAUAUACUGUAAAGGUAAAGGUAAAGGGACCCCUGACCAUUAGGUCCAGUCGUGGCCGACUCUGGGGUUGUGGCGCUCAUCUCGCUUUACUGGCCGAGGGAGCCGGCGUACAGCUUCCGGGUCAUGUGGCCAGCAGGACUAAGCUGCUUCUGGCGAACCAGAGCAGCGCACGGAAACGCCGUUUAUCUUCCCGCCAGAGUGGUACCUAUUUAUCUACUUGCACUUUGACGUGCUUUCGAACUGCUAGGUUGGCAGGAGCAGGGAUUACAAACAGCGGGAGCUCACCCUGUAAUGGGGAUUCGAACCGCCGACCUUCUGAUCGGCAAGUCCUAGGCUCUGUGGUUUAACCCACAGCGCCACCCGUGUCCCAAUAUAUACAGUAGUUAGGUUUAAAUUUCCGCAUCAGAACAGAAGAAUAGAAGAACAGCCUGCUGAAUCAGGCGGAUGGCCUAUUUAAUCCAACUUCCUGUCCUCACAGCAGCUGAGCAGAUCCCCAUUAGGGGAACCCCACAAGCGGGUCCUGAGUUCAAGAGCAGCAGUCUCCCCACCUGCGGUUUCCGGCAACUGGCAUUCAGAAGCAUCACUGUCUCCACCUGCGGAACGCAGUGAAUUUGCCCUGUCCCCCUUUUAUUUUUUUCAAAUUUUCAAAUUAAUUUUCCAGAAUUUUUUUAAACAUAUAAACAAACAAACAUACAUCUCAACUGUAUUUAAACUAAACUUCAUAACAUUGUUAAGUGACUUCCUUGUAUCCCUCGGGUUGGAUUUCAGUGUAAAUCAUUUUAACGGUUUCCGUGGGUUAAACCACAGAGCCUAGGACUUGCCGAUCAGAAGGUCGGUGGUUCAAAUCCCCGCGAUGGAGUGAGCUCCCGUUGCUCGGUCCCUGCUCCUGCCAACCUAGCAGUUCGAAAGCACGUCCAAGUGCAAGUAGAUCAAUAGGCACCACUCCGGCGGGAAGGUAAACAGUGUUUCCGUGCACUGCUCUGGUUCUCCAGAAGCGGCUUAGUCCUGCUGGCCACAUGACCCGGAAGCUGGACGCCGGCUCCCUCAGCCCAUAAAGCAAGAUGAGCGUCGCAACCCCAGAGUCGGCCACGACUGGACCUAAUGGUCAAGGAUCCCUUUACCUUUACCUUAAAUUCUUAAAACAAUUAACUUAUUCACUUAACAUCUUUUCCCCCCCUUUACAUUUCAACUUUAACCAUGUUAAUUCAUCACAUUAUGCAAUUAAAUCCUAAGCCUAUCUGAUACUUGCAGGCAAUCCAAUUAGUUUAGUUUAACAUAUUUAAGUAAAUAGUCUUUAAAUUCCAUCCAUUCUUCCUGGUAGUCCUCCUCCUUCUGGUCAGGGACUCUUCCAGUCAGGUCGGCUAGCUCCGAAAAGUCCAUCAUCUUCAUCUGCUAUUCUUCCAUUGUUGGUACUUCUUGUGUUUUCCAAUUCUUAGCUAGUAAAAUUCGAGCAGCAGUUGUGGCAUACAAAAACAGUUUAACAUCUUUCUGUGUUGGCCAACACUGCCUGCUGUGGCAGGGAGUUCCGCAGUCUAACCGUGUGCCGUGUGAAGACAUCCUUCCUUCCUGAAUCUCCCAGCCAGUGUCUCUGGAUGCAGUUGUGUGUGUGUGUGUGUUUUCCACACCUGUUUCGCGACACCAGAAGCGUCACAGCACCACACGCACCCGGCAUAGUUUCUGAAUGAAUCACUCUGCAAAGAAACGAAAAGAGAAGGGGGGUGGGGGAGGGAGUCUGUGAAAACCGGUUUCCCCGAUGAUGAAUAUUUUCCUUUCCUCUUUGGCAGGUUUUGGCUCCGCGCGAACACGAGAGAAGAGGAGGGGCCGGUAUAG